AUGCACAUGCACAUGCACAUGCACACACACACACACACACACACACACACACACACACACCACACACACACACACACACACACACACACACACACACACAGCACACACGCACACACAAAUAUAACACAUUCACACAGUUUUAUAAGCACACAAGAAAAAAAAAACACAUCUUUCGCCAUAUGUAACAAUACAUUUUUUGAGCUGCCGAUACACAUCAGAAUAUCCUAUAUUCAGCUGACAAACAUUACUCAAAUCGCCUUACUCGUUCAAUCAGUCACAGCCUUGAUACAUGGAUACAUAGACCAGAAGCAAGCAAAUAAUCAACAACUAUGCAUAAAACAUAAUACAUCAGAACAAUUUAUGUACAAAAUUGUGCUAUAUUUUCAAUAA
Molecule: messenger RNA, 390 nt
Organism: Enterobius vermicularis (human pinworm)
Lineage: Eukaryota; Metazoa; Nematoda; Chromadorea; Rhabditida; Oxyuridae
Source: the annotation of a GenBank genome assembly